GGCAACGGUGGGAUAAGUUUACGCAUGCGCAGUAAGCACGUGCGCACUCCGAUCGGGUCGAACAGGAAAAUGUCGGUGAACGGUCUCUUGGCUCUUCUGUUGUCGGCUCUGCUGGCUAGUGCCAUAGAGGGCAGCAGCAGUCCAAGCACCACAGCAACUUCUAACUCGACAAAUGCCACCGGCACAAAUCCCACAACCACGUCAGCAGUGACGACUACGUCUGCAGUGACAACGAAAACAACGACAAAAGAAGCUACUUCUGCUACAGCCUUAACGACUACUAUGGCGCGAUCUAGCACCAGUGCUCCCGCCACAACCCCCACCACCAGCCAUGCCACCUCCGCUAACAGCUCUCAUUCAACGCCAACAGCCAAUCCGACUGCUAGUAACUCAUCGAACUCGAGCUCUUAUGCACCAACGUCAGCAGGUACAAACAUGACCACGGCCACGAUGUCAAAGGCACCGUUAACAGGAAACACUUCAACAGGCAGUGUAACAACACAUGUGACUCCCCACGCUAAGAAAACGUGCAGCUGCACGACACAGCUUGCUAUUUCGAUUCCUAUUACUGCAGUCCUGUCGGCUGUAGUGACGCUUAUCAUUGUCGGUAUCUGGAGGAAGAAGUCGAAGGGCUCCGGCGAGUAUAAACCGCUGAGUUCGGAGAUGUAGAAAGUACACGUGUCAUACGUAGACCUAGGGACCACUAGUAAAAUUACGUGCUGCUUUGUUAGUGAUACGUGACAAAACUAGAUUUGUUAGGUUUUCUUGCAGGACAUGCUAAAGUCUGUCAAACAAAGUAAGUUGCUAAAUUGG
Messenger RNA from Corticium candelabrum, 813 nucleotides. RefSeq lists its product as uncharacterized. NCBI's taxonomy places the organism in Eukaryota, Metazoa, Porifera, Homoscleromorpha, Homosclerophorida, Plakinidae. The coding region runs from base 25 to 669 and encodes 214 amino acids. The transcript has a single exon. The record is from RefSeq and is a predicted model, not a curated record.